Messenger RNA from Exophiala mesophila, 3264 nucleotides. RefSeq lists its product as uncharacterized. NCBI's taxonomy places the organism in Eukaryota, Fungi, Ascomycota, Eurotiomycetes, Chaetothyriales, Herpotrichiellaceae. The transcript is spliced from 7 exons. Bases 1 to 3264 code for a protein of 1087 amino acids. Gene Ontology annotation, molecular function: protein binding. The record is from RefSeq and is a predicted model, not a curated record.
AUGGACCCUCUCUCGAUCACGGCCAGCAUCAUUACGAUCCUCGAGCUGACGACGAAGCUGAUGGUCUACGUCAAUGACGUACGACAUGCCACGAGAGAGCAGGCGAAGGUGGCGGUAGAGGCAAGCAGUCUUUACGGACUCCUGACCCGCCUGCGCUUCCGAGUGGAGGAAGCACGGUCUAGCGAUCCAUGGCUGAACCAAGUGAAGCUACUAGGGAGGGAGAACGGGCCACUCGACCAGUUCAAAGAUAUUCUUGAGAAGAUGGUGGAACAGAUAUCAUCGUCAAGGAAAAGAGAUCAGGUCAAAUCGGCACUGAUGUGGAAGUUCACCAAGUCGGAAGUAGAUGAUGCUUUGAAGAGGAUGGAGCGGGUCAAGUCGCUGAUCCAAUGUGCCUUGACUGAGGAUCUAUUCACACUAACUCAAGCUAUCCACGGUGACGUGGGGAAUUUGGGAAACCAGAUGGAGCAGCUUAAUAUACGUACCGAGCGGCUGCAAUCCCAUGCUGAUCAAGAGUUGCAGCAUCGAUUGUUGCAAUGGUUGGGCGUCCCAGACCCGUCAACGAAUUAUCACGCUGCUCUCAAGAAGCGACACCCAGAGACUGGAUUGUGGUUAGUAAACGGAACUCACUUCGAUAGUUGGAAAAGCUCACAAUCUUCCCUGAUGUGGUUGCACGGCAAUGCGGGUUGUGGCAAGACAAUCUUGAGCGCGGCGGCAUUGCAAAGCCUAAUCCAGCACCAGGCCUCUCAGCCGGGCAUAGCAGUUGUCUACUUCUAUUUCGACUUCAAUGAUUCUGAGAAGCAGUCGUCAAGAAUGGCGAUUCGAUCACUAUUGUUCCAGUUGGCACAACAAUCAGGUGACGGUCUACAGGGCCUGGAGCAGCUACGUCAAAAGUGUACAAGUGGACAGCCGUCUGACGAUGCAAUCCAAUCACUUCUCCAGAGCACGAUGGAACGAAUGGGAUCUAAGUACAUUGUCUUGGAUGCGCUGGAUGAAUGUACCGAUCGGGAAGAUCUCUUGACAUUUCUCUGCGAUUUAGUUAACUCAAAGCUAACCGGGCUUCGCGUAAUGGCCACAAGUCGUCGUGAGAAAGAUAUCGAAGACCACCUAAGACCGAUCUCGAACUACAACAUCGACAUCCAGAGGGCUGUUGUGGACGAGGACAUCGAGGUCUACGUUCGGGAUCGGCUAGCCACAGACCCCAAGCUGACAAUAUGGCCUGAGGUGGUCAAGGCCGAAAUCAUCACUGUGAUGAUGGAGAAGGCCAAUGGCAUGUUUCGAUGGGUGUACUGCCAGCUGGAAUCGAUUCGACAAUGUAUCAAGCUGAGAGCGCUCAGAGAAGCACUAUCAACCUUGCCCAAGACACUGGAUGAAACGUACGACCGAAUAUUACAAGAUCUGGAAUCGAGGGGCCACCUUCGUGAUGCGAUCAAGGUAUUGCAAUGGUUGUGCUACUCCAUGCGUCCUCUGAAUACGGCCGAAAUAGUGGAAAUUCUUGCCAUUGAGGACGGAGAAGAUGGAGGCUUCUUCCCAGAGGACCGUCUUCCCGACCCCGCCGAUGUUAUGGUUGUAUGCUCCAGUUUAAUCAGCUGCAAUGCUGUCAUUUUUGAUGACGGCAGUGGCAACACUAUCAUCAUUGAAGGCCAAACAACGCAGAUUCAGUUAGCUCACUUCUCUGUGAAAGAAUAUCUCCUUUCGGACCGAAGUGCGCUUCGCUCGGAUUUCCAGACCACAGUUUGUCACAGCCUGAUUUCCGAAGGGUGUCUGCGCUACCUAUUGUACCUGGCUGACGAGGGACCUCUGACUAGGAAAGUAGUGGCUCAGCAUCCACUGGCUCGGUAUGCCGCAGAGCAUUGGUGGCGGCAUGCACAAGAGAUCGAUGAAGAAGAUGGCCGUACAGUGUUUGACCUCGCAUCAAGUCUGUUAACCGUGGAAACUGGGGCCUUGUUGUUAUGGGUGCGGCUCUGCGACCCUGAUUAUCCAUGGAUCCAUUUUGACCCAUCUCUUAAAUCAACUGAUAUAGCCCAACCAUUGUACUACGCGGCUUCCGUCGGAUUGUCCAAGGUCACUAAGGAUACAUUGCUACGAACAAACGAUGUCAAUGCUCAAGGUGGACGAUAUAACACUGCAUUACAAGCCGCAGUAUAUUCAGGCCAUGAGAAUGUAGUGCGGAUGCUACUUAAUGCAGGGGCGCACGUCAAUGCCCGAGGAGGACCCCGUGGCACUGCAUUACAAGCCGCAUUAUGUUCAGGCCAUGAGAAUGUGGUGCAGAUUCUACUAAAUGCAGGGGCGCACGUUAAUACUCAAGCCGCAUUCGAUAACACUGCAUUACAAGCCGCAUCAUCUUCAGGCCAUGAGAAUGUGGUGCGGAUACUACUAAAUGUAGGGGCGCAUCUCAAUACUCAAGGAGGACACUAUAAUACUGCAUUACAAGCCGCAUCAUAUCGAGGCUAUGAGAGGGUCGUACAGAUUCUGCUAGACGCAGGGGCCGAUGUCAAUAUCCGAGGAGGACAGUAUAACACUGCAUUACAAGCCGCAUCAUAUCCAGGCCAUGAGAGGGUCAUACUGCUAGACGCAGGGGCCGAUGUCAAUAUCCGAGGAGGACAGCAUAACACUGCAUUACAAGCCGCAGUAUUUUUUGACCAUAAGAAGGUCGUACAGAUACUGCUAGACGCCGGGGCCGAUGUCAAUAUCCGAGGAGGAUAUUAUAAUACUGCAUUACAAGCCGCAUCUUAUUAUGGCUACGAGAAGGCCUUACAGAUACUGCUAGACGCUAGGGCCGAUGUCAAUAUCCGAGGGGGGUGGUAUAAUACCGCACUGACGGCGGCAUCAUUGAAUGGCCAUAAGAAGGUGGUACAGAUACUACUAGACGCUAGGGCCGAUGUCAAUAUCCGAGGGGGAGUGUUUAGUAACGCUCUAACGGCAGCGUCGAUCGACGGUCAUGAGAACGUGGUACAGAUACUGCUAGACGCUGGGGCCGAUGUCAAUACUAGAGGAUGGAGUGCACUGCAAGCGUCGCAAUGGUGUGGUCAGGACAGAAUGGAGAUCGAUACAGAGGAAGAAGAUUAUGGCAAUGCACUACAAGCGGCGUCGCUACGUGGCCAUGAGAAGGUGGUGCGGAUGUUGCUGGACGCCGGGGCGAAUGUUAAUUGUGGAGGGUGGUACGCACUGGAAGUGGCGUCGCACCGUGGCCAUGAGAAGGUGGUGCAGAUACUGCUGGAUGCUGGUGUGACUGACCCGGGGAGAAAAACCUCCGCCGCGACCUGA